Messenger RNA from Cyprinodon tularosa, 1127 nucleotides. RefSeq lists its product as uncharacterized. Lineage: Eukaryota; Metazoa; Chordata; Actinopteri; Cyprinodontiformes; Cyprinodontidae. The record is from RefSeq and is a predicted model, not a curated record. Bases 147 to 1127 code for a protein of 326 amino acids. The transcript is spliced from 4 exons.
ACCAGUAAACCGAACCCUCCAGAACCGCAGGCGUCCCGGUUCCGUGGCUCCCGCUGCCUCCCAGCCGGCUGGAAGCUCCAUGGAGGCUAGAAGGAAGCUGAUCUGAACCUUCAUCCCAGAGAUUAUAAUCCAGCGGAAGAACGAAGAUGAAGGUCAAGGUGAAGGAGGAAAUCAUAGAGCUGAAGAUUGAGGACAGGAGGAAGGAGGAGGCGGAGCUUCUGGAAAUCACCGAGAUAAAGAUGGAGGAAGCCGACGGCGAGGUGGAAACGGAGCAGGAGGACGGCGGCGAGGCGGGAAUGGAGAGGAAGGUCAAGAGAAUAAAAAUGGAAGAACAAAACCUCCACAGCUCCACCUGGACCGAGCCGGACUCCUCUGGGCCACAGGCCGUCACUGCAGACAUGGUCUGCUGGUCUCCACUGUCUACAUCUCCCAAGCAUUGCCCUGCAGAUUCCCCCCAAACACAGAUACACAAGCUGCAACAGCAGCAGAUGGUGUCCCAUGGGAAGCUGGGAAGACUGCAGCAUUCAUUGCAGAUCCAGAAGGCCAAACUAGAAUAUCAGGAGUCUAUGUUGGCGACCCAGAAGGCUCUCAUUGACAACCAGGCAUCUGAGCUGGAGAGUCUAAAGACUAUGCUGGAGGAAAUGAGGAGGAGGCUGUUGGAUCUGGAGCAGUCGCAUGCUUCACAUAGAUGUAACGCCCAAAGGGUAAAAGCUCAAGAUGUAGCUACUGCGCCACAGCCUCCAAUGGCAAACCUCCAGAGUGUUCCAGGAUCUACCUAUAUUAUGAUCCUAACAUCAUCCCCAUUCCAAGCUUUUCCUUCCUGUCUAGCAACUCCGGGUCAGGCCUCUCCCUCCUAUACAUCAAUGCCUACUGAAGUCUCUCCCUCCCAUAAACCUACGCCCGCUCAAGUCUCUCCCUCCCAUAAACCUACGCCCGCUCAAGUCUCUCCCUCCCAUAAACCUGCGCCCGCUCAAGUCUCUCCCUCCCAUAAACCUACGCCCGCUCAACGGUUUCCCAACUUGACUGUCGACCAGUGGCACAAGAUUCGCUCUAGAGUGAACGAGCGCCUGAGGUGUCCGCGUAAAUUUGACCGUGUAACACCCCGCUAUGGCUUUAACUACGACUAA